Molecule: messenger RNA, 6645 nt
Organism: Chinchilla lanigera (long-tailed chinchilla)
Lineage: Eukaryota; Metazoa; Chordata; Mammalia; Rodentia; Chinchillidae
Gene: Znf532
Product: zinc finger protein 532
Exons: 12
Coding region: 646-4629 (1327 amino acids)
Source: RefSeq, a predicted model, not a curated record
GAGGGGGAAACAGUGUCUGGUGGACUUCGGGGUGGAGGGAGGGGGAAUGCGCCCUAAGGGGCUCGGGGGGCUGGUGAGGCGAGCAUUUCCAAGGCUGUGUGCUUUGUGUGGUGUGGGGGGGACACACGAUGACCUUCCCCUCUUCAGAAAGACCUAAAAGGGCGAGGCAACCCCCAGUGAGAUCCCCCGGUGCUGAUGAUUUUCAGGGACUUGUUGGCAACUCAGCGAGGGUUGCCAUAGCUUUUUUAUGUAGGGUGACCAGAACCGGCUGAAACUGGUUUGAGGCAGAUCAGCUCCUGAACACAAUGCAGUCACUGAGCUACUACAGUGGGAUAGCAGCUUCCUCCCUUCAUGGCAGCCAAAAGCAGAGGAGCUUGCAGGAAGGUGCCAUCCCAACACAGUAUGUGAAUGCACACUUAGACACCACACAGCACUGGGUAUGUUCUGUUUUGUGCUUUUCCUUUUAGAAGCUACUAAAGGGUGUUUGGGAUACUUCUGACUGUUGUGAAGGCCAAAAGGCCUGUUGACUGGGGCUGCUUUUAACCCUUUCAUAUUUGCAGAGAAUGCAGCCGUGUGACAGUCACUGAACACUGAUCCAAAGUCUUUCCAAAAGGUCAAGGUUCACCAGAACAUCUGAUCAAAUUCAUGACCAUGGGGGAUAUGAAGACCCCAGACUUUGAUGACCUCCUGGCAGCAUUUGACAUCCCAGAUAUGGUCGAUCCCAAAGCAGCUAUUGAGUCUGGACACGAUGACCAUGAAAGCCACAUUAAGCAGAAUGCUCACGUGGAUGAUGACUCUCAUACACCGUCAUCUUCGGAUGUUGGUGUCAGUGUGAUUGUUAAAAACGUUCGGAACAUCGAUUCCUCUGAGGGUGGGGACAAAGACGGCCACAAUCCCACGGGCAAUGGCUUGCAUAAUGGGUUUCUCACAGCACCCUCUUUGGAUGGUUACAGUAAAGAGGGAGCGAAGUCCUUGAAGGGAGAUGGGCCUACCUCAGAGAUGACUCUAAAAGACUCAACAUUCAGCCAGUUCAGCCCUAUCUCAAGUGCUGAAGAGUUUGAUGAUGAUGAGAAGAUAGAGGUGGAUGACCCUCCUGAUAAGGAGGAGGUGCGUUCAAGUUUCAGAUCAAAUGUGUUGGCGGGGUCAGUUCCCCAACAGGACUACGAUAAACUAAAGACACUUGGGGGGGAAAACGCAAGCAAAACUGGAAUCUCUACAUCAGGUAAUGUGGAUAAAAACAAAGUUAAGAGAGAAACAGAAACAAAUUCCAUAAAUCUGAGUGUUUAUGAACCUUUUAAAGUCAGAAAAUCAGAGGAUAAGGUGAAGGAGAACUCUGAAAAGGUGCUUGAAAACAGGGUCCUUGAUGGGAAACUGAACUCUGAGAAGAAUGACACCAGCCUUGCUGGCGUCACAGCAUCUAAGACAAAAUCAGCCUCUAAGCUCUCCUCGUGCAUAGCUGCCAUCGCGGCACUGAGCGCUAAAAAGGCAGCUUCAGACUCCUGCAAAGAACCUGCGGCCAAUUCCAGGGAGUCCUCUCCGUUACCAAAAGAAGUGAACGACAGUCCAAGAGCCACCGACAAGUCUCCCGAAUCCCAGAGUCUCAUCGAUGGCACCAAGAAAGCUUCCUUGAAGCCCCCGGAUAGUCCUAGGAGCGUCUCCAGUGAGAACAGCAGCAAAGGAUCCCCAUCCUCUCCUGCGGGAUCCACGCCAGCAAUCCCCAAAGUCCGCAUCAAAACCAUUAAGACGUCUUCUGGGGAGAUCAAGAGAACAGUGACGAGGGUGUUGCCAGAGGUGGAUCUUGACUCUGGGAAGAAGCCUUCUGAGCAGACAGCAUCUGUGAUGGCCUCUGUCACAUCCCUUCUGUCGUCUCCAGCAUCAGCAGCCGUCCUGUCUUCACCCCCCAGGGCACCUCUCCAGUCAGCUGUGGUUACCAACGCAGUUUCCCCUGCAGAGCUGACCCCCAAACAGGUCACCAUCAAGCCUGUGGCUACUGCUUUCCUGCCUGUGUCUGCUGUUAAGACGGCAGGGUCCCAGGUCAUCAAUUUGAAGCUUGCUAACAACACGACGGUGAAAGCCACAGUCAUAUCUGCUGCCUCUGUGCAGAGUGCCAGCAGUGCCAUCAUUAAAGCCGCCAACGCCAUUCAGCAGCAAACCGUUGUGGUGCCGGCAUCCAGCCUGGCCAAUGCCAAACUUGUGCCAAAGACUGUGCACCUUGCCAACCUUAACCUUCUGCCUCAGGGUGCCCAGGCCACCUCUGAACUCCGCCAAGUGCUAACUAAACCUCAGCAACAAAUAAAGCAGGCAAUAAUUAAUGCAGCGGCCUCACAACCACCCAAAAAGGUGUCUCGAGUCCAAGUGGUGUCGUCCUUGCAGAGUUCUGUGGUGGAAGCUUUCAACAAGGUGCUGAGCAGUGUCAAUCCAGUCCCAGUUUACAUCCCAAACCUCAGUCCUCCCGCCAAUGCAGGGAUCACGAUACCAACGCGUGGGUACAAGUGCUUGGAGUGCGGGGACUCCUUUGCACUGGAGAAGAGCCUGACUCAGCACUACGACAGGCGCAGUGUGCGCAUUGAAGUAACAUGCAACCAUUGUACAAAGAACCUUGUUUUUUACAACAAAUGCAGCCUCCUUUCCCAUGCUCGUGGGCAUAAGGAAAAAGGAGUGGUAAUGCAAUGCUCCCACUUAAUUUUAAAGCCAGUCCCAGCAGAUCAGAUGAUAGUUUCUCCGUCUAGCAAUACUUCCACUGCAUCUCUCACUCUGCAGAGCUCUGUGGGAGCUGGCACACACACUGUCACAAAAAUUCAGUCUGGCAUAACCGGGACAGUCAUAUCAGCUCCUUCAAGCACACCCAUCACCCCAGCCAUGCCCUUAGAUGAAGACCCCUCCAAACUCUGUAGACACAGCCUCAAAUGUUUGGAGUGUAACGAAGUCUUCCAGGAUGAGACGUCGCUGGCUACACAUUUCCAGCAGGCUGCAGAUACAAGUGGACAAAAGACUUGCACUGUCUGCCAGAUGCUGCUUCCUAACCAGUGCAGUUAUGCAUCACACCAGAGAAUCCAUCAGCACAAAUCUCCCUACACCUGUCCCGAGUGUGGGGCCAUCUGCAGGUCGGUGCACUUCCAGACCCACGUCACCAAGAACUGUCUGCACUACACGCGGAGAGUUGGCUUUCGAUGCGUACAUUGCAAUGUUGUGUACUCUGAUGUGGCUGCACUGAAGUCUCACAUUCAAGGCUCUCACUGUGAAGUCUUCUACAAGUGCCCUAUCUGUCCGAUGGCAUUUAAGUCUGCCCCAAGUACACAUUCCCAUGCCUACACUCAGCAUCCUGGCGUCAAGAUAGGAGAACCAAAAAUAAUCUAUAAGUGUUCCAUGUGCGACACUGUGUUCACCCUGCAAACCUUGCUGUACCGCCACUUUGACCAGCACAUUGAAAACCAGAAGGUGUCUGUUUUCAAGUGUCCAGACUGUUCUCUUUUAUAUGCACAGAAGCAACUUAUGAUGGACCAUAUCAAGUCUAUGCAUGGAACAUUGAAAAGUAUUGAAGGGCCUCCCAACUUGGGCAUAAACUUGCCUUUGAGCAUUAAGCCUGCACCUCAGAAUUCAGCAAACCACAACAAAGAGGACACCAAGUCUAUGAAUGGGAAAGAGAAAUCAGAAAAGAAGUCUCCAUCUCCUGUGAAAAAGUCAGCAGAAUCCAAGAAGGUGGCCAGUCCUGGCUGGACGUGUUGGGAGUGUGACCGCCUGUUCACACAGAGAGAUGUGUACAUCUCCCACGUGCGGAAGGAACAUGGGAAGCAAAUGAAGAAGCAUCCCUGCCGCCAGUGUGACAAGUCUUUCAGCUCCUCCCACAGCCUGUGCCGCCACAACAGGAUCAAGCACAAAGGCAUCAGGAAAGUUUAUACGUGCUCAGGAGGCCUGGAAAAGGUCCAGUCCAGACCAGGUCCUUGGGCCCUUUGGCAGUACUCGCUCUUGGCUGAGACCAGACACAGCCACUGCCCGGACUCCCGGCGGACCUUCACCAAGCGGCUGAUGCUGGAGAAGCACAUCCAGCUCAUGCACGGAAUCAAGGAUCCGGAUGUGAAAGAGAUGACCGAAGCUACCAACGAGGAGGAAACCGAAAUAAAGGAAGACACCAAGGUCCCAAGUCCCAAGCGGAAGUUGGAAGAACCGGUUUUAGAGUUCAGACCUCCCAGAGGAGCCAUCACUCAACCACUGAAGAAGCUCAAGAUCAACGUGUUCAAGGUUCACAAGUGCGCCGUGUGCGGCUUCACCACCGAGAACCUGCUGCAGUUCCACGAGCACAUCCCCCAGCACAAGUCAGAUGGCUCCUCCUACCAGUGCCGCGAGUGCGGCCUCUGCUACACGUCCCACGUCUCCCUGUCCCGGCACCUCUUCAUCGUGCACAAGCUGAAGGAGCCCCAGCCGGCAUCCAAGCAGAACGGGGCCGGGGAGGACAACCAGCAAGAGAACAAGCCCGGCCCCGAGGACGAGACGCCGGACGGCGCUGCGUCAGACAGGAAGUGCAAGGUGUGUGCAAAGACCUUCGAAACAGAAGCUGCCUUAAACACGCACAUGCGGACACACGGCAUGGCCUUCAUUAAGUCCAAAAGAAUGAGCUCCGCUGAGAAAUAGCCACAGAUGUUCCAUAAGGAAAAUCCUGUCCACAUUGGAAUCAAGAAACAUUUUUGUUACAAAAAUUUGCAGUAUAAUAGAGUUAACAGUACUGUCUAGGCUGUUGCAAUAUAUUCCCUCUCAGUGUACCCUCCUCACCGUCAGGUUAUCUCCUCCGUAAGGAUCAUGACAGUAUUUGAGUUUAAAAGAGUUUGUAUAUAUUUAAACAAUAACUUUUAUACUCUUUGUUACAUGUUUGUAUCAGUAUUUAGUGGAAAAUGUUUUGAGUUUUUUGGGUUAGAGUUUUUCUUUUUGUACUGUUUCUUUAAAACAGAGUUCUUAGGGUCAGUUCCUGAAUUCAGAUAAACCAUUUUGUAUGUCACAAAUUUGAAUGGGUUCACUAAUCAGAGGCUAACAUUAAUGCCUUUUUUAGUGUUUUUAAUUUUUAGAAUUCACUACACAAAUUGUAGGUGAUCGUGGUCUCAACAACACUAGGAACUUUAAAGUGUCUUAGCACUACUCCCUGCGCGCCUGCCCGCAAGCACGGCCGCCCGGACAGCUGCACUCACUGGGGCGGCCCAGGCCACACCCAACCCCACGCCCAACCCAGCGUGUUUAAAGCAGCCUUGCAGGGACCCGCUCUCCCAGCAGUGGGUAGAACAGGCCCGGAAUCCAGUAAAGAAUGUAGAUGUGCUUAAUUCCAUCUGGAGAAAUGAGGAAGAAGGGAAUUCUAAAGGGAAAAAGCAAGGCUGAUCGAUCGUUGGGGGCACAUUUGCAAGGCUGACUUAAGAGCACAAGGAGGUAAAGCUUUGAAAGGGCUGGACUACUGUAAAAGUUACAAACACGUAGUUAGAGCAGUAGACGUCUAGUCAGAUGUUUGUCCCGUAACUUAUUAACUAUUACACACUUAAGAUAUCAAGUAUUUCUCUGGCUCUUGACAGGAAAAAAAGUCAUAGUUGACUUAACCCUUUGCUGUCUAAGCAGUUGGCGUUUCCUGUUCUGGGUGCUACUGCCAAACGUUCUGGUACUUAGAGUUGGGAUGCACAACUUCAACCACCGACUUACCAUGCAGCAGCCUGCACACGCAGUUGGCCAUUAGAUGAAGCACUGAGCCACCUGGGUUUCCUUUAGACAUUUCAGUAGGUACAGCUCGCCUCCGUAGUUCUGCUCAUUGAAGCAUCGCAGAGGUACUCUUCUGUCCCUUCUGUUCGUAGUUCUCUGGCAGAGUUAUAUGUAUGUAUUUGUUUUUGUUUUUUUUUUUGGUUAUUGUUUUGUGGUUUCUUUUGCAUUUUAUAUCUUGUAUUUAUCCCUGAACGUGUUUUGUACUUUUUUUUUUGUAAGAAAAGAAAUUCUUUUGUGUAUAUAUAGAUACUUGCAUGAUAGAAUGUAGUCGGUGUUUGGUUCCUCAGAAGGUCUUGCUGCUGUCAGGUGUUAUACACUACAUCCAUCAUAACUGUAUUAAACACAUUUAAUAUGUAAAUAAACGUGGGACAUUUGGCCCUUGUGCUUCUGUGAGAGAGUUAUUGAUGGUGGGUCUCUGACAUCUUCAUGAAGUUAAGGAAGUGAUUAAUUGCUGGGACAGACUAAAGGAUACUGCCAGAUUCUUCCCACUAGGAGGAGUGGCGUAUUUAUUCUCGUUAAUAAUCAGCUAUUGGUCACUUCCUUCUUGACUCCAUCAGUACAACCCAAGGGUGUGAUUAAGUAUUCCUCAACUUGAAGUUUGAUUGCUGUUACUCGUUACAGUUAUAUUUGUAUUGCUCUAAGUUGUAAUCAUAGCACUUUCACAUGUUUCUGCAUUUGGACCUUGCAAUAAACCUAUGUGGAGGGCCGCAUGGGUCUGUAUAGCCUAGUUUUACAGUUGAGGAAGCUGAGUUCAGAUUCAGUUCUUUGCCUAAGCCCUCGUAGCUGGUAAGUGGCUUUGCAUAUUAGAACCCAAAUAUUUUGCUCUAAAUCUAGUGCUCGCUCUAUGUGGUUAUGUACAUAUGGACAAAUAUUCAUUUAUUCAACAAAUAAAAGUAUGUGUAAAACAUGAUCCUA